AGAACGGGAGGAAAUUGGAAUCCAGCAGCGGCGAGCAGCAGCUGGGCGGUCACAUCUGGGAAUGCAAAGCCGACCUCCCCCCCCUCCUCCUCCUCCUCCUCCACCUCCUCCUCCUCCUCUCUCACCCGGGAUCACUUCCGAAACCACUUCGCCUUCAGCCCCUGCCUCGGCCAGAGGGAUUUAUUUAAUGGGGAUGUGUUCAAGGCAAGAGAGAAUUCAGAAGGAUAUCGACGUCGUGAUCCAGAAGUCCAGAGCAGAGAAAGACUGCCUGUUUGCAGAUUUCAGAUACUCAGACUCCACCUUUACUUUCACCUACGUUGGCGGCCCCAAAAGUGUAUCCUACUCAGUACACGUUUCAGAAGACUAUCCAGACAAUACAUAUGUGUCAAGUUCAGAAAAUGAUGAGGAUGUCCUAGUCACCACGGACCCGAUUCCUGUCAUUUUCCAUAGAAUUGCAACAGAAUUAAGAAAAACAAAUGAUAUUAACUGCUGUUUGUCCAUAAGAUCUAAAUUACAAAAGGAAAAUGGGGAGGAGUCAAGGCAGAAUAGUACAGUGGAAGAAGACUCGGAGGGUGACAACGACUCUGAAGAGUUUUAUUAUGGAGGACAGGUGAACUAUGACGGGGAACUGCACAAGCACCCUCAGUUAGAAGCUGAUCUGUCUGCAGUGAGAGAGCUCUAUGGACCACAUGCAGUUUCUCUCAGGGAAUAUGGAGCUAUCGAUGAUGUAGAUAUUGAUCUGCACAUAGAUGUCAGCUUCCUGGAUGAGGAAAUUGCUGUGGCCUGGGAAGUGAUUCGAACAGAACCUAUUAUUGUCCGACUACACUGUUCUCUUACACAGUACCUAAAUGGCCCAGUGCCCACGGUUGAUGUCUUUCAGAUUUCAACAAAAGAGCGGUUUGGAUUGGGACAUCAGCUGAAAAAAAUCAUGCAGACAUUUGUUUCUCAGCAGUGGAAACAGAGCAAAGAAAAGUCCAAUUGCCCGCACGGUAAGAAGCUGUCGGAGAAGAAGGUGAAGUCUCCUCUACAUUUGUUUUCUACCCUGCGCAGGUCGCCCAGCUAUCCUCCCCCUGGAUGUGGCAAAAGCAAAUCCAAACUGAAACCCGAACAAGACGGCAUCUCCAAAACUCAUAAGCUGCUGCGGAGGACUUGCUCCAGUACCGUCAAAGCUGACGAUAUGUGUGCCAAGUCGCACAGGACUUUUGGGCGCUCGCUGUCCAGUGAUCCCAGGGCCGAGCAGGCGAUGUCCACCAUUAAAUCGCACAAACUUUUGGGCCGGCCCUGUUCCGCAGCCAGCAAGCAGGAGGACUGCCUCACACUAAAGUCCCAUAAGUUAUUGACUCGAUCUUGUUCUGGAGACCCACGAUGUGAGCACAACACCAACUUGAAGCCCCACAAACUGCUAAGCAGGUCUUACUCUAGUAAUCUCAGAAUGGAAGAGUUAUAUGGGCUGAAAAACCACAAAUUGCUCAGCAAGUCUUACUCCAGUGCCCCCAAGUCAUCGAAAACAGAGCAUUUCAAGGAACCCAACGCAGAGGGCAGGAGGCUCUCGCUUACCUCAGGGCUUAUCGGUAUUUUAACACCAUCAUCGUCUUCUUCCCAGCCUCCUACAAAUGGUGCAAAAUGCAUUCCAAUCCGAGACCGCGGCUUCCUGGUGCAGACCAUUGAGUUUGCUGAGCAGCGGAUCCCUGUACUGAAUGAAUACUGUGUGGUGUGUGAUGAACCACACGUGUUUCAAAAUGGCCCCAUGCUUAGGCCCACAGUGUGUGAGCGAGAGCUGUGUGUAUUUGCUUUUCAAACCCUGGGAGUGAUGAAUGAAGCUGCCGAUGAGAUAGCUACCGGAGCUCAGGUGGUAGACCUCCUCGUGUCCAUGUGUAGAUCUGCGCUGGAAUCUCCUAGAAAAGUUGUCAUUUUUGAGCCAUAUCCUUCUGUGGUAGAUCCUAAUGACCCUCAGAUGUUAGCCUUCAACCCCAGGAAGAAGAACUAUGAUCGAGUAAUGAAAGCUCUGGACAGCAUAACUUCCAUCAGAGAAAUGACACAGGCACCUUAUCUGGAAAUCAAGAAGCAGAUGGAUAAACAGGACCCCCUUGCUCAUCCACUUCUGCAAUGGGUCAUCUCCAGUAAUAGGUCACAUAUUGUGAAACUGCCAGUCAACAGGCAACUGAAGUUCAUGCACACUCCACACCAGUUCCUCCUCCUCAGCAGCCCACCAGCCAAAGAGUCCAACUUCAGAGCUGCCAAGAAGCUCUUUGGAAGCACCUUCGCCUUUCAUGGCUCUCACAUUGAAAACUGGCACUCUAUCCUGAGGAAUGGUCUGGUCGUUGCCUCUAACACACGUCUGCAGCUCCACGGUGCGAUGUACGGAAGUGGGAUCUAUCUUAGCCCAAUGUCGAGCAUAUCGUUUGGUUACUCAGGGAUGAACAAGAAGCAGAAGGUAUCAACCAAGGACGAGCCAGCUUCGAGUAGUAAAAGCAGCAAUGCGUCACAGUCUCAGAAAAAAGGACAGCAAUCCCAGUUCCUGCAAAGCCGUAACUUGAAAUGCAUAGCCUUAUGUGAAGUGAUCACGUCACCUGACCUGCACAAACAUGGCGAGAUAUGGGUUGUCCCGAACACGGAUCAUGUCUGUACACGAUUCUUUUUUGUCUAUGAAGAUGGCCAGGUGGGCGAUGCCAAUAUCAACACACAAGAAGGAGGUAUUCACAAAGAGAUACUCCGAGUGAUUGGGAAUCAGACUGCAACUGGUUAAAGGACCACCACAUCACAGGAUUUGAAAGCCUUCCUCGGGUUCAAAGCUGGAUUUUGAACUGAAGAAGAUGACAAAAUAAUUUAUUGUUAUUAUAAACAAAAUUAACCCUUUGAAUACUGAUUUUUCUUUUCUUAGUAUUUCUAAAUAUUUCAUUAAAUGCCUAAAAUGGUAUAAGAUUUACCAAUUGUAGGGUAAUGGAAUCCAGUAAAUAAAAAUUGAACAGCACUUAAACCGAAUUUCGGGUUGCAUACACAAUAAACAGAUUGAAAAAACAGUUCUGUGCUGAUAUUUUUAUAUGAAAUUCUCUAAUUGGACAUUCGGUAUUAUAUACUGCUACUUUAGGGUACUGAAAUAGAAUCCAGAUCGUUUUAUAAUGACUUCUAAAUCUACCAGACAGACUGCAUUAAGAACAAUGUCUGCACACUGCGGUGCGCUCAGUCAGGAUGAGUCAUACCAACAUUCGAAGGCCAUAGGAGGGAUAUUCCUACUCUCGUGUCUUAGAAAACAGCAGUUAGGUCCAGAGGCAGUGCCACAUGCCAGAAGGCAUGUAGCACACCCAUCCGUAGAUGUCAUGUUUCAGGAUGUGUGACUGAGCCACGUGCGUGAAUGUUCGUACAUGUAUUUUAACAACAGAGAUGGAUAGCCUCUUCAUUCUGUCAUUUAGUGAACAGAAAAUCAUAAUCAAUAAGCAGUAAGUCUGGACAUAAACCAUGAUGUGAGCCAAAUUUACUAUAGUUCAUUCACAUACACAAAAAAUACUUAUACACCCAUUUUCCCCCAAUAAUUUGAAGAAAUAUUCCACUGGUUGAUAUAACUAAUUUAAAAUGCUAUCUGAAUGUCAACUAGGGGAAAGGUAAUGUCCCUGAUGGCUUAAAUCUGUAUUUAAAUACCUAGUUGAUUUUUAAAAGGGACUACAGAAUUAACAGAGAGUGCACACUUCUUAUUUCUCCCAGUGGAGUUUAUUUGUACCAUAUCUGUGUUUUUAUAUUUUUCAUCUGCUACCUCUUGAUUAUUUUUUUCAUAUUGAGAAAGAAGGUGAACUUUGAAGCUUCUUUUACAUUAAAAGAACACAAGCUCACAGAGAAAACACCCCCACUUCAGCGCUUCUUCGUCAAGAGUCAGCGCUCAUCCAGUCCUUUCUGUUUCUUUGAUUCUUCAAUUCAUAGGCAUUUCAAGUUUUGACUGACAUUGUUUAUUUUGCUAUAUGAACGAUACCUUUGGAAUCAGGCCAUUCAUGAAAGCAUUUUAAUUAGUGAGUCUGCCACUCUGCUUAAUCCCUAAAUCAAGGCCACAUCUGAUUUUAAUUUAUGUAAACAGAAAAACUACAAAUGUGUCAUCAUUUGCAAGUGUGGUGUGAUAACUUGCCUGUUUAUUCCCUUUGGCAUAGAAGGUGAGAGACAGGUCAUGCAUAUUGUUGGGGGUUGCAGUUUAGGAAGAUUUUACUGAUCAUUUGUUUUCCUGACACUGUAAAUAAUUGAAAUGCCACCAUUUCUGGAAAAAAAAAACAUAGACUUGAAGAGGUUAGGAUACAGAUCAGUUUAGUAAUGUCUGCUCAAAAAGCAUCGAUUUGUUCUGACUUCUCCCUCUGAGCGUGGGAGUAAUAUCCGCGUGUUAGGCCUGUAUUGAGUGUUCAGUGAUCAGCUAUUUGAAGACUGGUGUGGGAUGAAAAUACCAUUUGCUUCUUUCAACCAGACCCCCUAAGUCACUGUAACAAUAUUUUAAGAUACUUUCUAGGCAACAAAAGUAGUUUACAGGCAUUCUAGUUAUGAUAAUAAUAUAAAGAUGUAGUUCUUAAAUUUGAAAUGGGGGUUUGUCUUAGGAAGCUCCUAAUAGGUCACCAGUGAGGAACCUCGAAAAGUUGGUAGAGUGCGUCCUAGCUCAAUUGAGAAGCCCUGACCCAAUCAAUUAUGGCUUCAUUUAAUAGUUGGAAUGCAGGACUAGAAUCUGAACCUGAAAGGUAACCUCUACUUGCUUUCAAGGGAGAUAAUUUAGAGGAAGGAAAGCUGGCAUCAAAAACUUCUACUGCCAAUUUAAGAGUACAAGAAAAUUUGCCUAUCCAAGUAGAAAAGUAAUUGGUAGUUUAAUACCCAUUUAAUACAACACAGUGAUGGGCGUUUUAUGAUAAUUAAAUGAGAUAUCUUAAGAUGAUCAUCGCGUUGUAUUACUUUCCCAGAAUUAGUUUCCCACAAUUGCAUCAGAACUUUUGUAAGCAAAUAUUCUAAAAAGAGUAAAACUUUUAUUGAACUUUUGAAAUUGGAACUCUUAUGAUACAUUAAUGAAAAUGCUUACAUUUCUAAAGGAUGUAAUUUCUACUAAUGCCAUUAGUAGGUGAAUACCCUACUUCCAAAACUCAAGGUCUCUAAAAAUUUCAGAGACAACUAUUAUCCUAUGACUCAGUCACCCCAUUAGGGUGAUUUUACUAGACGACUCUCGACAUUUUAGAUAGUACUGCAGUUUAAUUAUCGUUGGAAAAAUCUGUCCAUUGCCUUUUAUAACAGUAUUAUUAAUUCUGUGGUCAUUGCUACUCAGUAUGACCUACAAAGCAAACUUCAUUUGUGACUUGGAGUAAGGUCCAUUCUUUCUCAUGUUGCUAAUUUUAUAAAACAUUUCAUUAGGAAACAUUCUUCCUCUUUUGCUACAAAAUAGAGAUGAAAUGACUGGAAAUUGAAGUGGAGAAAAAUGUAAUGAGGUAUAAAUAAUCCAGCACUGCAGAGUGUGUAAUGGUGAAGCACUUGGAUGUGCCCAAGAGUGCGAUAGGCUGGUAGUUAAUCUCAGUCAGAUGUUGGGUUUGAAGGGUUCUUUUUUUUUUUUUUAAUCUAAACUUGAAUUUUAAGAGUGCCAUGUCCUUAGAGUUGCUGUGAAACUCCUUGGAAAUUUUAAGAAUUUGGCAUAGAAAUCACCCAAGUUUUCCUCUAUUGAUUAAAAGUAAGCAUUUAAUAUGGAAGUCUAUAAUCUUCAAUAUCUUAAAGACUAGAGGACUUUUACCAGUGCUUUCAGUACUGAAAUUUCAUUAAUCAUAACUUGUUUCAGGACAUGCAGUUUCAGAAAGCAUUCAGGACAAACUCAUUCACAACUUUCAUCACAUAGUAAUUUAAUUUCACAGAGGGCCACUCAACCUUGGAUCAUCUCUCAUCCAAAAAUUAGAGAUAUCAUGGUCACUUUUGAAGCACAUUAAAGAAACAAUAUUCUAUUGGUCUGCUGAAUUCUUCAUUCUAACACUACCUCAGCACUAAAGAGGGACUGCUUAUCAAAGCAAAUUGGUUUCCAGAGUAAGAAACAAAUACAGACAGAAGUCAUCAAAUAAAUCAACAGUUGAGACCAUACUAGACAUAGACAUUGCCAGCUGCUUCCUAACAGCUGUAGUGUAGGCCUCGUAGUCACAGCAAUUAAUGACAUAGUUAACGUGUUAUUGGAAAGGAUUUCAGUGGCAUAAUUAGGAGUUAAUUAGCUCACUGUAAGAUUCAUUUCUACAUGGGCCACUUUGAUGUCCAGUCACUUAAGAGCCACAAGCAAUUAUGGACUCUGAUGAUUUAAAGAAUUUAAAGAGCAAAACAAUAACAACAUAACCCCAGUUGAUGUGCUAGAAUGACAACAUGAACAUUCAGUUAUGCUGGCAACUGUUGCCUACGAAAUUUUUGUCAGCUCAUCUAUGGGUUUGAUGUAUAUUAUUACCCAGUAAAAUUCCCUUGGGGACUUUGUACACACCAUGAAAUAUAGACUAAGUUUUUGUAGGUCAAAAGUAUUUCAAGUAGCUUUAGACAAAACAUAUCCAUGAGUGUGAAAAAGCUGUAUUGAUGAGUAGAGUACCUUACACAUUUACCAGCAAGUCAGUAAAAAUAGUACUUAUUUACAUAGUCAACAUAAUUUAAUGUUCUGAAAACAGUUUCUUCAAUCUGCCCAGUAUUUAAUGUAUCAUUUGAGAUUUUAAAAACGGCAGCCACUCCUUUGUGUAAACAUUAAGGUAUGCCUAUGUUUCUUUGACUAUCCAACCUUCUUUACAAAAAGUUUCUUGACUUUUGUGCACAGAAUAGUAUUGCAACCUGCUAUUCAGCCUUUGGUGCCUUCCAGUUACCCUAACUAUUUAACACUAUGUACAUGAUGUAAAUACUGCCAAGAGAUCACUAAGGCCAAAUAUUUUCUCUAUUCACUUUCUAUUGCACUUGCUUUCUAUCGCUCCUUCGGCCUCUUGUAUCCAGCUUUGUAAUAGUUCUAACCUUGUAGCCAAUGUAAAUGUUUACUUUCAAUAAAUCUGAAUUUGUUCAA
Messenger RNA from Rattus norvegicus (Norway rat), 7009 nucleotides. RefSeq names its product poly (ADP-ribose) polymerase family, member 8 (gene Parp8). Gene Ontology annotation, molecular function: NAD+ poly-ADP-ribosyltransferase activity; NAD+-protein mono-ADP-ribosyltransferase activity; glycosyltransferase activity. The record is from RefSeq and is marked validated. The coding region runs from base 62 to 2746 and encodes 894 amino acids. Gene Ontology annotation, biological process: protein auto-ADP-ribosylation. Lineage: Eukaryota; Metazoa; Chordata; Mammalia; Rodentia; Muridae. The transcript is spliced from 27 exons.